GGGUCGACCCAGUUUUUCAUAUAUUUGGAGUUGAUGUUCGCACUGAUUAGCGCUCGGUCUCGGUCAGCAUAUUUUAAGCUUUAGCCUUUAUUCCCAUAAAUUUUGACAUUUAAUUUUCUUUUUGGCCCAUAAGGUUUUCCUAAAAUGGCAGUGGCAGCUUGAUAAUCCCACCAGCUGCUUUACAGCUCCUCCAUCCCACUCUUCUGAUUAUGAUUCUAUUCUCUUAAUACCAUUUUCUUGUUACAAAGAAAAGAAUUAUUUGUAGGAGAGAAAAGAGUGAGAGUACUGCACUACAUCAUAAUUUUUGGUUAAUUAGAUAUUAGGCAGAGAUAGAGACAGAGACAGAGACAGAGAAAGAUGGCAGCUGAAGAAGGUCCAACUUUGGAGUACACCCCAACGUGGGUUGUUGCUGUGGUGUGCAGUGUUAUCGUCGCCAUCUCUCUCGCCGUCGAACGUCUCCUUCACUACACUGGCAAGUAUCUCAAGAAAAAGAACCAGAAGCCUCUCUAUCAAGCCUUACAGAAGAUCAAAGAAGAGUUGAUGUUGUUGGGGUUCAUAUCACUGCUACUCACAGUGUUCCAAGCACGGAUUGCCAAAAUUUGCAUACCCGAGAACUUAGCCAAUAAGUGGUUGCCUUGUAAAACAGAUGCAUCUUCUUCUUCUACUACUACCCAUUUCCAAACCUUGUUCACUUCUUUUAUUCCCCGUCGCCUCCUCGCCGAGGAAACAACUACUUCCACCGGUUAUUGUGCUGAGGAGGGAAAGGUCCCACUGUUAUCUCUUACUGCACUGCAUCAUCUUCACAUAUUUAUCUUUGUGUUAGCUGUUGUGCAUGUGACUUUCUGUGCUCUAACCAUUCUUUUCGGAGGAGCAAAGAUAAGUCAAUGGAAACAUUGGGAGGAUUCUAUCUUGAAAAAGGAAAACGAUCCAGAAGAAGUUUUGAAAACAAACUUUACACAAGUCCAAGAUCACGAUUUUAUCAGGAAUCGCUUUCUGGGUAUUGGCAAAGAUUCAGCUUUGUUUGGAUGGGUGCAAUCAUUUUUCAAGCAAUUUUAUGGGUCCGUGACCAAAACAGAUUAUCUGACAAUGCGACUGGGCUUCAUUAUGACUCAUUGCAGAGGAAACCCACGGUUUAAUUUCCACAAGUACAUGAUUCGUGCCCUUGAAGCUGAUUUCAGGAAAGUCGUUGGAAUAAGUUGGUAUCUUUGGUUAUUUGUGGUCAUUUUCUUGUUGCUGAAUGUGGCUGGUUGGCAUGCGUACUUCUGGAUUGCAUUCAUACCCUUCAUUCUUCUACUUGCUGUGGGCGCUAAGUUAGAGCAUGUAAUUAUCCAGUUGGCCCAUGAGGUUGCCGAGAAACAUGCAGCAAUUGCAGGUGCUUUGGUAGUUCAACCUUCAGAUGAUCACUUCUGGUUCCAUAGGCCCCAGAUUGUUCUCUUGCUGAUUCAUAUCAUCCUGUUUCAGAAUUCAUUUGAACUGGCAUUUUUCUUUUGGAUAUGGGUUCAAUAUGGAUUUGACUCGUGCAUAAUGGGAGAAAUCAGCUAUAUCAUCCCAAGACUUGUUAUAGGGGUAUUUGUUCAGUUCGUCUGCAGUUAUAGUACCCUACCACUGUAUGCAAUUGUCACACAGAUGGGAAGUUCAUUUAAAAAGGCUAUAUUUGAAGAACACAUACAAGAAGGGCUUGUAGGUUGGGCUCGAACGGCAAAAAAGAACAAGGGUUUGAGAAAGGCUGCUAAUGGCUCAACUACUACUACUCAGGGUUCUACUACUCAUGCAUCCGGCCAAAUGAGUCCAAAAGAAACUACUCCUUUGGCAAUUCAGAUGAAUGAAGUAUCUGCAAUGGAAGAAGGUAAUGCAGGAGAGAUUGCAACUGCAACUCUCUACGAUGGACAUAGAUAAGGGCAUCAUAGUCUCACUCAAAACUCUUGUAGUUAGCCGGGUGUUUUUUACUUCUUGUGGUUUAGGUGAAGUUAGAAAUAGUUGUGUUUUGAUAUAUGCUACAUAUUUAUUAAAAUUGUUCAGAAGCGUACUAUAUAGUUGGUUUAUUGAUUUUAUUUCUUGUAUAGUAAUGAUGAUGAUGAUGUGUAAAAUGAUGAUAUAAUUUUGAUGUAAGCAGUUAAGUACUAAGUUCAAUAGAAUUGUUUGCUAGCAA
Quercus robur (English oak) is the source of this 2149-nucleotide messenger RNA. Its product is annotated as MLO-like protein 1. Bases 358 to 1896 code for a protein of 512 amino acids. NCBI's taxonomy places the organism in Eukaryota, Viridiplantae, Streptophyta, Magnoliopsida, Fagales, Fagaceae. Gene Ontology annotation, cellular component: membrane. The record is from RefSeq and is a predicted model, not a curated record. The transcript has 14 exons. Gene Ontology annotation, biological process: defense response.